Gambusia affinis (western mosquitofish) is the source of this 2238-nucleotide messenger RNA. Its product is annotated as GTPase IMAP family member 7-like. Bases 108 to 1451 code for a protein of 447 amino acids. The transcript is spliced from 3 exons. Gene Ontology annotation, molecular function: GTP binding. The record is from RefSeq and is a predicted model, not a curated record. Lineage: Eukaryota; Metazoa; Chordata; Actinopteri; Cyprinodontiformes; Poeciliidae.
UACUUUUGAGUCAGAGCGUCUACGAAAGAAGCCAAAGAAAAAAGUCGGUCCGCCUUGGUGAGUGGGGUUUUUCUGAGGGAGUCCUGAGCAAUUCUUUCUUCAACAACAUGGAAGGACCUCCAGCUGCUUGCUGUGGGUUGGGAGCAAGACGGAACAAUUCCCAACUGCCCAAAAGAAGAAUCGCCAUCAUUGGACAAACUGGAGCAGGGAAAAGCAGCCUUGGAAACACCAUAUUUAAAGAGAAGAAGUUCAACGUCAACCACGACAAGGAUCCUGGGAUGAGAGGAUGUGAAGCAAAGACCAAACGUGUUGGUGGGAGAGAAAUCACUCUGAUCGAUAUGCCUGAUUUAUUUGAUCCAGAGAAAGAUGAGAAAGAGCUGAAGGCUGAGUUGCUGAAAGGAAUCACAGAGUGUUCGCCUGGGCCUCACGCUUUCCUCAUCGUGCUCAACGUGGAGAAAUCUACAGACAAAGACAACGACAUCGUCAGCAAAAUGAAUGAGCACUUCUCCGAGGAAGUGCUUAAAUAUUCAACGGUUGUCUUUACUCACGGUGAUCGGCUCCCGAGACGGCAACAAAUCCAAGGGUUUGUGAAGGAAAACAAGUUCCUUGGCGAAUUAGUAGAAAAGUGUGGGAAUCGCUGCCACAUCGUAGACAACGAACGCUGGAACAAGCGAUCGAAGUACAGAUACAGGAGCAACCGGUAUCAGGUGAAGAAACUGCUCAAGUCAAUAGAGGAGACGGUGGAAGAAAACGACGGGAGCUUCUACACCAAUGCCAUGCUGCAGAAAAUAGAGGAGCGUAUUAAAGAAGAAGAAGAACGCAUCGCAAAGUCUUCCAGAAACAUACCAGAGGAAAAAAUCAGAGAGACGGCUAAAGAAAGGACGUUUGAUGAUUUCUUAAACAGGCUGGCAGGCAUCACUAUUGGUGCUCUGUUAGGAGCUGCUUUUGGUUCAGCAGCAGCUGUGUCAGUGGUUGUUGCAUUGCUGGCAGCAACUGUUAGAGUCAUCGCCUCUGCAACCAAAUCAUGGAGUGCAACGUUUACAAAACCGGCUUUAGAUGCAAAAGUAAGUGCAGCACCAGACAAAACAGGGAAAGCAGAAAAAGAAGCAAACUUAGCGGCAGAAACAGGAGAACCAACAACAGCAACGGCGGAGAAAGUGACAACAGCAGAAGAGGGAAAAGCAGCAGAAGUAGCUGGAAAAAUCGGAGCAGCAUCUUCACAAAUAGGUGGAGCUUUAAGACGAGUAGUGGGUGCGUCUACAGCAGUGGGAGCGUUUUGGGGGGGCGUGACAGGAUAUAAGGCAGCAGAAAAUGCAAAAACUCCGUGGGAAGCAGCAGAGAAGGCGGCUCAGGCUGUGUCAUCUUCAGGAUUCACAGCGAUAGAGAAAUCUCAGAAUCUGGCAUCAGAUCUUGUUAAAGCAGUGGCUAAACCAUUGACCAAAGACUCUUAAAGGAACAGGGAGCAAAUAAACAAUAUAGUUCUAUACUGAUCAAAAACUAGUUGAGGAAUUGUGAUUUUUAAAGGGAUUUUGUGUAAAAUAACCAUUACAGUUCCAAACAAAUGUAAAUAGUCAGCGUUACAAAUUUUACACAACCUCUUGUAUUGAACGAUGAAAUGAAUUCACAUUUAAUGUGAAAUCAGUUGCCACAAAUUUACAUUUGAAUAAUUGAAUAAGAUAAUUAAUGAAUUAACUGUUUAGUAAAUUAUUUAAACAUUUAUUUAGUUCAUAAUUAUGGUACAUUUAACUGAUGACACGAUGAUAUUAGUAUAUGUUAAUUUAAUUUUGUCCCUUUUAGCCCUCCGUAGAAGAUAGCACUUCACACAAUAGCAAAAGAAAUCUACGUAAAUAUUGAGUUCCAAUAAACAAUAUGCAGAUCAUAAUGUUUCUUUAUCGUUGCAGAUCAGAUGUAUACAGCUGUAAAAAAUGUGUGUAGGUUUAACAUAAUUUUAUUUACUGUAAUACAUCAGAACCUGUCAAAGCUAUGACAUCAUCAGGUUGUAUUUUAUGAAUGUUUGAAUGGAUUAUGCUUUUUUUAAUUUUAAUGAAUGUUAAAAACACUUUGAAAGAUUACCCUGACAUUUAGGAGAUAGUAAAUUACCUUAAACUGAAAAUGUUUAGUAAGCUUUAAUGUUAGACACUGACAAAAAAAAGUGUCUGUUUUUUUAAAGUGAAUCCGGCUCUUAAAGGAACAGGGAGUUUAAACACCAAAUGAAUAAAAAAAAUGAAGUGAAAGACA